This is a messenger RNA of Theobroma umbraticum, 1681 nucleotides long. Its product is annotated as Phosphatidate cytidylyltransferase family protein. The record is from RefSeq and is a predicted model, not a curated record. Gene Ontology annotation, molecular function: phosphatidate cytidylyltransferase activity. Lineage: Eukaryota; Viridiplantae; Streptophyta; Magnoliopsida; Malvales; Malvaceae. Gene Ontology annotation, cellular component: endoplasmic reticulum membrane.
AUGCAGAAGGAUCAUGGUACCAAUGCACCAGCUACACCUACUUCUGGUCGAGUUCGGCACAGGAGACGUUCCAAUGAGUUUCCCGUCGAGAUGGGCAGAACAAAUGGAAAUCAUUUACUUGCCUAUGAUGAGAACAAAUAUAGAUCAAUGUGGGUUCGUGCAUGUUCAUCUCUGUGGAUGCUUGCUGGCUUCCUCUUGAUCCUCUAUCUAGGACAUCUUUAUAUUUGGGCCAUGGUUGUUAUUAUCCAAAUAUUCAUGGCAAGGGAGCUCUUCAAUCUACUCAGAAAAGCACAUGAAGAUAAACGCCUGCCUGGGUUCAGGAUCUUGAACUGGCACUUUUACUUCACGGCUAUGCUGUUUGUAUAUGGUCGCAUUCUCAGUCACCGGCUUGUGAAUACCGUAACUUCAGAUAAAAUUUUCUAUAGGCUUGUGAGUAGGCUCAUCAAGUAUCAGAUGGUUAUUUGUUAUUUCUUAUACAUAGCAGGUUUCAUGUGGUUCAUUCUUACACUAAAGAAGAAGAUGUACAAGUAUCAAUUUGGGCAGUUUGCAUGGACACACAUGAUUCUCAUUGUUGUCUUCACUCAGUCAGCAUUUACUGUAGUCAACAUUUUUGAAGGCAUCUUCUGGUUCCUUCUCCCAGCAUCACUAAUUGCUGUCAAUGAUGUUGCUGCUUAUUUCUUUGGUUUCUUUUUCGGGAAAACUCCUUUAAUCAAGCUAUCUCCUAAGAAAACAUGGGAGGGUUUCAUCGGAGCAUCUGUUGCAACUACGAUCUCUGCAUUUGUGCUUGCAAAUGUCUUUGGUCAUUUUCAGUGGCUGACAUGUCCCAGGAAGGAUUUAUCAACUGGUUGGCUUCACUGUGAUCCUGGUCCACUUUUUAUGCCAGAGUAUCAUCCCUUGCCAGGAUGGAUUUCUCAAUGGUUGCCUUGGAAAGAGAUAGCAAUUUUGCCAGUUCAGUGGCAUGCUCUAUGCCUGGGCUUAUUUGCAUCAAUUAUUGCACCAUUUGGAGGCUUUUUUGCAAGUGGUUUCAAGAGAGCUUUCAAGAUUAAGGAUUUUGGUGAUAGUAUACCUGGACAUGGUGGAUUUACAGACAGAAUGGACUGUCAGAUGGUAAUGGCUGUUUUUGCCUACAUCUAUCAUCAGUCAUUUAUUGUUCCCCAAGAUUAUACAGUUGAGAUGAUUAUGGACGAGAUAUUAAGCAGCCUUACUUUGGAGGAGCAGCAAAAUCUAUAUAAGAAGUUGGGACAGAUAUUGCAGGACAGAGUGCUUGGACUAUCUCAAAGUUAAUCACACACAGUUUCCUGAAUCCUAUGCUAAGUGAUCCAAACUUGGAAGGGCGAUUCCACCAGAAGUUUCUUGGAAUGAAGGUCAGAAUAGUGUACACUUCUUUUUCUGAGGAUUGGACUUGAAUACAGUCUUUCCACGUCUCUUGUACUUGUAUGAUCCCUACCAUCUUGCAUCAUGGCGUGGGUUUAGUUUCCAUAUACAAAGCUUUUUACAGUUAGUAAGCUUGGUUUCAUGGCACUAGAGAUCAGAAUGAUCGAUUCAUGUUUCUGAUGCAAAACCACUUGGAGAAAAGUGGGACGUAGAGCUUCCUUGUUAUUCAGUGUUGGUAUCUUGGAACUCCUUAUUCAGCUUGUCUUCCACAUGUUGGAAGGUGGUUUAACAUCAGUCAAAUUUUUUC